GUCGAUAAUAAAUCCAAAAUUUAAGGCGGGAUAUACGUACAUGUUUGCUGUGUUAGUGUUGUUAUAUUGCACUUGAACUACUGUACAUGAGCUGAUGCAUCUGACAGUGCUUUGUCGUAGUUUAAGACCAAUAAUUCUAAAUAGAUUACACAUCAUGCAGUGUCAGCUAAGGCCAACAACACGGCUGAAUUCAGCUCCUCACAACAUCGAUGUUCCCCGUGACCAGACCAUCGUCCUCGGCCGCAGCCCCGUUACUGGCAUCACGGAUAAGAAACUCUCCAGACAACACGUGGAAGUGACAGCUGCUUAUUCUUCUCAGACACUUACCGUUAAGCAGAUUGGUCCCAAUGCGGCCUGUUUCCAUGGCAACGAAUUGCAGAAAGGAGCAACAGUGAAGUUAUCCAAGGAUGACUGCUUUGAGCUUCUCCAAGGAAAGUAUGAGUACAGUGUGUACUUUAGCGAUACUCAGUCAGAGAGUCCAGGUACGUCGACCGGUAAAUCAUCUGGAAACUCAAUGAAAUCAGACACAAAAGACAAGACGGACAAAGAAGAGAGAUUGAAUGAGGGGAGGAAGCAAGUAAAAUCCGCCAAGAAGAGACCUCUCGAUAGUGAUGGCGAUGAUAGUGAUAGUGGAAAGGAAGAGGAACCAGAGAGUAAGAAGAUCAAGAAGGAAACGAAACCGUCAGAGGAUGACAUCGAUCAGAAGUUGGCUGCGCUGCAACGGAAAGCGGAAGAUGCAGAACGGAAACAGAAAGCCAAGAAGCUUAACGAGCCCAACGAGAGCAAGAGUCUUAAAGCCAGUCGAAUGGGUGAAGGAGGAGAGAGGACAUCACCUGGUGUGUCGAAAGGGAAUGGGAAUGGGGACACAUCUGGUGGAGGAAGUGGUGGUGGUGCCCCUGCAGCUGGAAGUGGGAAACCCAGCACUGUGGAAGAGUGGAAGGAAGAUGGCAAGCUGCUGGUUUAUAAGAGUGUAGGAGUGAAAGCAGGCUCAAAGGUAGCAGGCUUUGACAUGGACGGCACACUGAUAACCACAUCCUCAGGGAAGGUCUUUGCUCAGAAUGCAGAUGACUGGAAAAUCAUUUUCUCUGAAGUGCCUGGCAAACUAAAGAAGCUGCAUGAAGGAGGAUACAAGAUAGUAAUUUUCACCAACCAACUUGGGAUCAGCAAAGGCAAACUGAGUGUCAAAGACUUCAGGAGAAAACUCUGCAACGUCCAGAAAAAGCUCGGAGUGCCCAUGCAGGCUUUUGCUGCUACGUCAGGAGGUGUAUACCGCAAGCCUAUGACAGGGAUGUGGGAAUACUUCCAAUCGAAAGGCAAUGACGGUAUCACUGUUGAUAUCAAGGCUAGCAUCUAUGUUGGAGAUGCGGCAGGCAGGCCAGCAGACUGGACCCCUAAGAGGAAGAAAGACUUCUCCAUGAGUGACCGUCUGUUUGCCCUGAAUGUUGGUAUUCCAUUCAAGACACCUGAAGAGUUCUUCUUGGGCUACAAACCAGCCAAGUUCAACAUGCCAGCCUUUGAUCCAACAACCGUCUCCACCAGUACGCCAUUGUUCCACCCACCAAGUACCGCAUUGCCUGCCAGUGUGCAAGAGGUUGUCAUACUGGUUGGAUUUCCUGCAUCUGGAAAGAGCACAUUUGUGAAAAAUCAUGUACUGCCGCACAAAUAUGUUCAUGUGAAUAGGGAUACCAUGGGCUCAUGGCAGAAGUGUGUAGCUGCUUGCUCCUCUGCUCUCUGCAAGGGUCAGAGCGUGGUCAUUGACAAUACCAAUGCAGAUGUAGACUCAAGAAAGAGAUAUGUUGACUGUGCCAAGAAGGCUAAUGUCCAGUGCAGAUGUUUUUCUUUCACAACUACCUUUGACCAUGCAAGACACAAUGAAAAGUUCCGGCAGCUGACUCCCGCUGGAAAGAACCACGCUUCCAUCGCGGACAUGAUCUUCUACACCUUCAGGAAGAAUUUUGUGGCGCCGAAAAAGGAGGAAGGUUACUCGGAGGUCGUUCAGGUCAACUUCCUGCCGACCUUCAACAACAAAGAUGAGGAGAAACUCUACAAGAAAUUUCUUCUGGAGAAGUAAUCAGAACUGUGAUAACAAUUUUAAUGU
Strongylocentrotus purpuratus (purple sea urchin) is the source of this 2098-nucleotide messenger RNA. It is a transcript of the gene pnkp, whose product is annotated as bifunctional polynucleotide phosphatase/kinase. Gene Ontology annotation, cellular component: nucleus. The record is from RefSeq and is a predicted model, not a curated record. Bases 95 to 2071 code for a protein of 658 amino acids. Gene Ontology annotation, molecular function: protein binding; ATP-dependent polydeoxyribonucleotide 5'-hydroxyl-kinase activity; double-stranded DNA binding. The transcript is spliced from 15 exons. Lineage: Eukaryota; Metazoa; Echinodermata; Echinoidea; Camarodonta; Strongylocentrotidae. Gene Ontology annotation, biological process: DNA repair.